This is a messenger RNA of Solea senegalensis (Senegalese sole), 959 nucleotides long. It is a transcript of the gene gtf3c6, whose product is annotated as general transcription factor IIIC, polypeptide 6, alpha. Gene Ontology annotation, cellular component: transcription factor TFIIIC complex. The transcript is spliced from 8 exons. Lineage: Eukaryota; Metazoa; Chordata; Actinopteri; Pleuronectiformes; Soleidae. The coding region runs from base 338 to 850 and encodes 170 amino acids. The record is from RefSeq and is a predicted model, not a curated record. Gene Ontology annotation, biological process: transcription by RNA polymerase III.
GGGCAUUAACUGGUUGGUUAAGGUUAAGGCUUUGGUUAGGGCUGUCCAAACAAAUAGAAGUCAGAGCAGUGUGUGUGUGUGUGUGUGUGUGCGGACGGACGGGAGAGAAAGACAGCAGGGUGUGAAGGAGAGAGAGAGAGAGAAGAGUUGUGUGGUCAUACUUUAGGAAAAUGCAUGUUGUUGUUUUUUGUUAUUGUUCUUCGUAUUUUGGACAAACAGUUGGACGAGGACAAACACUGCUGUGCGUGGACAGUCCGUGGACUUGUACUCGACUAUCAAGUUGAAUGCAGUCUGUGUGUGAAGUGCUGCACAUUUUGAGCCUCAAGAGAGACGUGAGAUGAGAUGCUCCUCCACACUGACUGUGGACAUGGAGGAUGAAUGGGAAGAAGAGGAGCAGCUUGUUGUGGUGGAACUCUCUGGUAUAAUCAAUAACGACUUUCUGUCCAAGAGUCGGGGUACAUGUAAGAUACUGGAUAUUGACAGUGACAGACCCAUGAUGCAGGUGGGACAGUAUGUGUUUGCAGGAGAAUAUGAAGACGCUUUAGGAACUUGCGUGCUGUUCGAGGAGGGACCACAGAAAGAACAAGCCGACAGUGUACCAGACCUGAAGUACAUGUGCCACACUGUGAAGAAGCUGAUGAUGCAACGAAUCUUCCUCACCGAAAGAAAAGAGGGAGAAACCAGUGCAGGUCAGCUUGAUGGUUCAACAUCUGUCCAAGUUGGGAGCAGUGAUGUUGGUGGACAGAGGGACUCAAGUUGUCAAACCAGUCAAGGAGAAAUGGGCAACCACCAGUGGGAGACAGAGGGAAAUAUGGACUGCAUAGUUUUGGAAACCUCAGCAGAGGGUUGAGCGGUUGGAAGUUUGCUAUAUAAAAGUAUGAGGAUUUAAGAGGAUUUGGGGGAGAAUAUGGGAAUGUUUGCACAAAAGUAAAGUCUGAGCAGUCAGACACUUGAUUGUU